This is a messenger RNA of Physcomitrium patens, 2296 nucleotides long. Its product is annotated as conserved oligomeric Golgi complex subunit 8. Gene Ontology annotation, cellular component: COG complex. The record is from RefSeq and is a predicted model, not a curated record. Lineage: Eukaryota; Viridiplantae; Streptophyta; Bryopsida; Funariales; Funariaceae. Gene Ontology annotation, biological process: intra-Golgi vesicle-mediated transport.
AGUGGUGUUUUCGGACACAUGGGGGACGAGGAAAUUGUAGCUGUGAGGGGGCAGAUCGUGCUUUGUCAUCAGCUUCAAGGGCAUGUCCCGAUAGUGCAUUUGGAGACGGGGAUCUGAUUCAUCUUUCUCGCUUCCCGAAGUUUUUGUUGCGUGUUUUCUUAGGGCUUGGGCAAGUGCAGGUAGUUGUAGGUUUCCAACUUGAGCAGUGUGUGAGUAGUAGCAGGGGAAAGAGGACGAGUUGGAGACGGUCAGAGUUUCGCAUUAAUUUUGCUUAUUCCUGUCCGCGAGGGUGCGGAGGAGCGGCGAAAACCAUGGCAGAUGUUAUGCAACCCUUCGAUGUCGGCCUUCACGAUGCUAAUGUGGCUGGUCCGCUGCCAUUGCAAAUAUCCAAUGCAACGCAGCAAGCCUACAUUUCCGAGCUUCUUUCGUUUAACUUGGAACGACUGCACAAGGAACCUGAGCUUUUAAGAGUAGAUGGAGAUCGAAUCCGACGGCAGAUGCAAGAAGUUGCAGUUGGCCACUACAGAGCAUUUAUUACUGCGGCAGAUGCUGUUCAGAAUAUAACGCAUGAGAUUACAUCGGUGGAUGGGCAUUUGAAGACUUUGAUUGCAGAAAUUCCGAAUCUCAUCAUCGGCUGCAAUGACUUCAUGGACGAUGCACAGAAGAUUUUAGAGAAGCGACAGCUGAAUCGAACUCUGCUGGCUAACCAUAGUUCGCUUCUGGAUUUGCUGGAGAUACCACAACUUAUGGACACAUGUGUGCGAAACGGCAAUUAUGACGAAGCUCUAGAUCUCGAAGCUUUUGUCACGAAAUUGGCUACGAUGCAUUCAAGACUUCCUGUGAUCCAAUCGUUAGAUGCAGACGUGAGGCAGACAACUCAAACAUUACUUGCCCAGAUUCUACAACGACUGCGAUCGAACAUUCCGUUGCCAGAAUGCCUGAGAGUGAUUGGUUAUUUGCGGCGAUUGGCUGUGUUUAAUGAGCAUGAAAUUCGACUCCAGUUUCUGAGGUGCAGAGAAGCUUGGCUGGUGGGUAUAAUCGAUGAUCUAGACCAAAGCAACCCGUAUGAGUAUUUGAAGAGAAUGGCGGAUUGUCAUCGCGUGCACUUGUUUGAUGUAGUCAUGCAGUAUCGCGCUAUUUUUUCUGACGACACUUCUGGUCAUGAAGAAAACACUGAUGGAGGCCUUCUGUACAGUUGGGCAAUGCAUCGUAUAUCGUCACACCUCAAUGUGCUUCGUGAUGUCCUUCCUCAAAUCAAUGAGGGCCCAAAUUUGGCUAUUAUCUUAGAUCAGUGUAUGUACUGUGGGAUGAGCCUCGGGCGCGUAGGGCUCGACUUCAGAGGCCUGCUUCCUCCACUGUUUGAGAGCUCUGUUCACAACUUAUUCGUGCGGAACAUGUCUGUCACAGUGGAUAAUUUUCAGCAUGUUCUAGAUUCGCAUCGUUGGGUUCCCCUUCCUCGUGUGACGCUCGGAAGAGCGAGUAGUCUGGAUCAUUCUCCCGAUGAUGUGGCUCCUCCCUAUUCAAUAAUGGAGCAUCCUCCACUAGCUGCUUUUGUCAAUGGUGUUUUAGCUGCACUGAAUGAAUUGAGGCAUUGCGCUCCAAUCAAUUUGAAAGCCACUUUGGCUUUGGAGCUCCAAUGUGCUCUGCAGAGCGUGUCUAACUCUCUCUUACGUUACAAUGCAACCCGCAUCGUGAAGGCCAGUGAGAAAACAUUGUUUCUGACUAUGUGCCGAGCCUUUAUAGAGGUGGUUUGCCCAUAUUGCACUCUCUGCUUUGGCAAGUGCUACUCAGGGGGCUCUGUACUGAUUCAGACAAAUAUAGUGCUGGAAGGAGUUCGAAAGCUAGUGUCUACGUAUUCAUACUCGAAGGACAUUAGAAAUGAGAAUCAAAUGGGUUCCUUCGACCUAGAUUCUUUGCGGCAAAACCUACCAUCUUCAGGGUCGUCUGGGGAAGCUGCCAAUGGAGGAAUUCAACACGCGAAUGCGAACGGCAAUGACAAUCACAUUGACAAUGGGCAUGUAGGUACAGUAUUGGAGGACGGCGUGGUUGCUCACAAAUCUGCAGUUGAUGAGGCAGCGGAGGAACAGAUUUCCGACUCAAAUUGCCCCACUGACGUUCAAGUGUUAGAACCAUAGUGCUUCUCGUGUAAUAUGCACCGGCUUGUGCACCAAGAAGGAAGCAACUAGUCUCGUAGUUUCAUCAGUUGUAAUUAGGCUCCUAUAAAGCAUGGAUUGCUCAUUUCGCAUCGUUCAACUCACAGUGCUCCGUGUACGUCAUUUUGGGCGAAUUCUCAUUA